AACUAGUGGUGUUUGAGAGGCCUGUGUUCACGAGACAGCCAGUGAACCAGGUGGUGUUGGCAGAUGACACGGUAGACUUCUUCUGCGAGGUACACGGAGACCCAACUCCAACUGUACGCUGGCGGAGAGAGGAGGGAGAGUUGCCCCGGGGCAGAUUUGAGAUUCGCAGUGACAGCAGUCUGCGUCUGACUCAGGUGCGAGCUGAGGAUGAGGGCACUUACACCUGUGUGUCAGAGAACAGUGUGGGCAAAGCUGAGUCAUCGGGGACCCUGCAGGUGCAUGUCGGUCCAUCCAUGCCUCCCCAGAUCGUGGUUCGGCCGCGGGACCAGAUCACAGCUCCGGGUCGCACCAUAACCUUCCUCUGUGGCACCAAAGGAAAUCCUCCGCCGGCCGUCUUCUGGCAAAAAGAAGGCAGCCAGAUCUUGCUAUUUCCCAUCCAGGAGCCAUCACAGUCAGGUCGUUUCUCUGUGUCGCUGAGUGGUGAGUUAACCAUUGCUGACGUCCAAGUCGAAGACUCUGGCUAUUACAUCUGCCAGGCCAUCAGCGUGGCCGGCAGCAUCCUGACCAAAGCCCUGCUAGAGGUGGAAAGCGCACCUUCGGACCGUGUACCCCCCAUCAUCCGUCAGGGACCAGCCAAUCACACCUUAGCUCCAGGUUCCACUGCUCAGUUACACUGCCACAUCAUGGGCAACCCCAUCCCCAGCAUCCAGUGGGAGAAAGACGGCCAGAGGAUCCUGGGGAACGAUGGUCGAGUCAGCUUGAUGGAGAACGGCACCUUCCAAAUCACCAACCUCCAGGAAACGGACUCUGGAGUUUACACCUGUCUGGCUUCGAGCUCCAGUGGAGAGACGAGUUGGAGUGGAGUGCUCACAGUCAAAGAGAACGCAGACACAUCAGCAGCCCAGUCCACCGAGCCCUUCCAGUUGCCAGGUCCGCCGCACAAACCCAUAGUCACAGAUGUGUCAAAGAACAGCGUCUCUCUGACCUGGCAACCCAAUGCCCACGAGGGAGGAGCUGCUGUCACCUCCUACAUCAUUGAGGCCUUCAGCCAAUCAGCAGGCAGCACCUGGCAGACCGUAGCCGACACGGUCAAGAUGGAAACACACACAAUCAGCGGCCUUCUCCCCAAUACCAUCUACCUGUUUAUUGUCCGAGCCGUCAACGCCUACGGCCUGAGCGACCCGAGCCCCAUCUCUGAGCCUGUCCGAACACAAGAUGUGAGUCCUACAGGUCAGGGGGUGGACCACAGGCAGGUGCAGAGGGAGCUGGGAGAGGUGGCCGUCCAGCUUCAAGAGCCUGUCGCACUAACUGCAGCUUCUGUUCAAGUACCUUGGACUGUGGACCGACAGUCUCAGUACAUCCAGGGCUACCGUCUCUUCUACCGACCCAGCGGGGGAACCUGGCUCCUUCAGGACAUCAACUCCUCCUCUGAACGCAGCACCGUCCUCACCAGCCUGCUCAAAGGAACUGAGUACGAGCUAAAGAUCCGUCCUUAUUUUGAUGAAUUCCAGGGAAAGGACAGCCGAACAUUACUGGUUCGAACCCCAGAAGAAGUCCCCAGUGCCCCCCCCAGAGCUGUUACAGUGGCAACAGUGAAGCUAAGCAACAGCUCCAGCAUCAGUGUCUCCUGGGAGCCUCCACCCAGCGAGAUGCAGAAUGGCAUCAUCCAGGAGUACAGGGUCUGGUGUGUGGGCAGCAGUGGAGACAACCAGACACGCUACUACAUCAACAAGACGGUGGAUGGAAACACGUUGUCCACGGUGCUGAAAGGCCUGAUGCCCAGUGUGCUCUACAAGGUGGAGGUGGCGGCGGUGACCAGCGCCGGCGUCGGCACUCGAAGCCAACCGGUGUCGGUCUUCUACAAGCUGCCAGCUGAACAGCCCUCCAUGCCAGGCAGUGGAGGCACUGGAGGCAGUGGAGGCGGUGGAGGUGCCGGCAGCGGCAGCGGGGAGAGCAACCUAAGUCUGGCCGAGCAGAUUACCGACGUGGUCAAGCAGCCAGCAUUCAUCGCAGGCAUUGGCGGAGCCUGCUGGGUCAUCCUCAUGGGCUUCAGUGUCUGGAUCUACUUUAGGCGCAAGAAAAGGAAGGAGCUGAGCCACUACACCGCCUCCUUCGCCUACACACCAGCAGUUGGUUUUCCUCAUGGAGAAGGAUCAGGACUCAGUGGAAGGCCCGGUGUGCUGGGAGGCAACAUGGGCAACUACCCGUGGCUGGCGGACUCUUGGCCCACCACCAACUUGGUCCACAGCGGUAAAGAGGCAGUCAGCUGCUGCAGCACCAGUCACGACACAGCUGAGAGAUACUACAAUGACGCUGGUAUCUCCAACUACCUGAAUCAGACGGAGAAGUACAGCAUGGGGGGCUCCACUGAAGGUCCCAUCUACAGCACAAUAGAUGCCACCAGCGAAGACCUACACAGCUUCACCUACACCCAACACGCCUCCACCGCCCCCUAUGCCUCCACCUCCAUCAUGCCCUUCACCAGCCAAACGCAGGCGCCAGCCCACGGCAGUGAGCAGCAGGAUGACGGACACUGGAUCACCCAGCCGGGGCCCUCUGGGGCUCAGUACGCCCAGCCAGACCGCUGCAACGGUAAGCCCAAGCAGAAGGCGAUGGGUAAGGCUGUCAAGACCCCAUCUCUGACCUGGAUGGAGGCACUGCCCCCACCUCCCCCCAUUGGAGAGCUGGAACAGUGUGAGCAGGAUGAGCAGCCCCCAGAGCACGAGGACAUGGACUUAGGCUCGGACGAAGAGUGGUGUCCUCCCCUCCCAGAGAGGACCUAUCUGAUGGAGGGCUGCGAGGACGGACCCUCUCCCCCGCAGAGGAACGGCACCUCCUCUCCAGCCACCUCCUACAGUCACCAGUCAACUGCCACCCUCACCCCAUCGCCCCAUGAGGAGACCCGAGUCCCACAUGACCUUCCCCGCCUCAACCAGCAAGAUGGUCAUCACCUGUCACGCAGAAGGUUACCCUGCGGACCUGUGCCAGUUCCCCAGGCGCCAAGCCCAGCGCUCACCCUGUCCAACCCCAACCUUUCAGGCCAACAGCAUCACGGCUCAUCAGAGGUUGGCACGUUGGAGUGCCAGAGUCCUGCCCAUCGCUGCCUCCACAGCCAGGGGCCAGUGCUGACUGAAGCCAAUGGCAGCACGACUACACCCGUGCACAGUCGCUCAUCCCCAGCAGAUGCAUGCACUCCACCCAGCCAAAAAUCACGAGUGAAAAAAAAGGUGUCUAAGAGUACAGCAUACCGGAGAGACAAACAAGGAGACCUGCCACCACCUCCGGAGCCGCCCCCAGAGGAGGACAGGUUGCACGGUCCCCAGAGGUGCGUGGAGGCCAACAGUGUGGCGAACGGUCCUCUGUCUUCCCUGGAAAGGAGCGAGUACAGCAGCAGUAGCCACCAGCGGAAAGGCUCAGGGCCCAAACCUGCCGACAAUGAGGAGAUGCUGCUGUACGGCAGUAAGGCGGGCUACCUCUCCAGGAGUCAGAUGUCCGGUAACUGUUCGACCACAGGAAGCUCCUCAUCCAGGGGGUCCACAGGCUCCCGGGGGCUCAACUCCGCCAGGAAACAUAACGAGGAAAUGAGAUAAGAUCACUAGUGACUGUCAGUGUACCUGCGAUGCCUCCAUCAUCCACCAUCUCUUCACCAUGGACACAGUAAGGCGAACAAGAGGAAACAUUUAGGUCUUCAGGAUGCCAGACUCUGUCAUUGCUGCAAAAGAAAGAACAACGGACUUUAUAGCUUGUUUUUUGGUAUUAUUUGAGCUAUCGAGUUCAUUCCUCAACCUUGAUUUGUAAAUACCUGUGGCUGUACUGUUCUUUUGUCGGCUCUGGAUACAGGGGAAGAGACGGUUGUAU
Molecule: messenger RNA, 3858 nt
Organism: Monopterus albus (swamp eel)
Lineage: Eukaryota; Metazoa; Chordata; Actinopteri; Synbranchiformes; Synbranchidae
Product: roundabout homolog 3-like
Exons: 25
Coding region: 294-3590 (1098 amino acids)
Molecular function (GO): protein binding
Source: RefSeq, a predicted model, not a curated record